AAUCCCUCAACUUUUUUAACCUUCAAAUUUAACCAAAAUCUUAAAAAUGUCUAUACCAAUCCUUUUCUUAAUUUUACUUUUGGCAGUUCCUACGCACCAACUUUCAGAGCUAAUCACCAAUACUUGCGAGCAAACCCUCUACAGGGAAUUAUGCAUUGUGGAGCUAAAAACAGCCCCAGAAACUGUUCAAGAAUUACCAAAACUAACCAUUUUCGCGUUAAAAAUGGCGGUUUUAGCGGGUGGUGAAAUAGAAAAAAGGAUUGGUAAAAUUUCUAAAUCUAAAGAGGAUAAAAUUAUUAAGCAAGGUUUAAGUGAUUGCACCAAGAUUUACCAGGGUGUAAUUGCUAAAUUAGAAGAUUCAAUGAAAGCUGUGGCUACUAGAGAUUAUGUUCAUGUUAAUAAAUUGGUAACGGCGUCGAUCACGGAUUCACAGACUUGUGAGGAUUCAUUCAAGAAAUAUGGUGCAUUGCAAUCUCCGUUAACGUUUUAUAAUACAAAGUUUCACCAACUUUGUAGUAUUCUUUUAACAAUGUCUAAUCUCUUGACUAAAGAUUAUUAGUAUUUAAUGAAUACUAAUUUCUUUUUUUUA
Molecule: messenger RNA, 589 nt
Organism: Mercurialis annua (annual mercury)
Lineage: Eukaryota; Viridiplantae; Streptophyta; Magnoliopsida; Malpighiales; Euphorbiaceae
Product: putative invertase inhibitor
Exons: 1
Coding region: 47-559 (170 amino acids)
Molecular function (GO): enzyme inhibitor activity
Source: RefSeq, a predicted model, not a curated record